GGUGGGGUGGGGUCCUUGACCCCUCUCGGCGCGCUUCCCGCUCUUAGGAGCUUUCCGGGCUGGCGGCGCUCGCAGAUCCGCCCCGCCAUAACCUGCGGCCAAGGCUGGCGCGGUGUAGAAAUCACAAAUGUCGACAAAUGAUGGAAGAUCCAGGAAUCGGGACAAGCAUUACGAUGAGGUCCCAGGAGAUUUGGCUUAUGAAGAUGGCACCAUAAGAACCCUCCAGACUCUUCGUGACAGUGAGCUGGCUGUGAGUGCUGAUCCUUUGCCACCACCCCCUCUCCCAUUACAGCCACCAUUCGGCCCCUACUUCUACUCAAGUGACACAGAGGAACCAGCCAUAGCACCAGAUCUCAAACCCGUAAGGCGCUUUGUUCCCGAGUCCUGGAAAAACUUCUUCAGAAGGAAGAAAAAGGACCCAGAAUGGGAUAAGCCAGUGUCGGACAUCAAAUAUAUCUCCGAUGGAGUCGAGUGCUCACCUCCAGCCUCUCCAGUAAAACCAAACCACCGUUCACCCCUCAGCUCCUGCAAAGAUCCUUACGGAGGGUCAGAAGGAACCUAUAAUUCCCAGAAAGAGGCUGAAGUGAUGCUUCCCCAGGAUCCCUAUGGAUCUCUAGGCCGACACACACAAACAGCUCGAACAUACAGUGAGAAGGUGGAGGCGUAUAACCUGAGGUAUUCCUACAUGAAGUCGUGGGCAGGCCUGCUGAGAAUUCUGGGUGUAGUGGAGCUGCUUCUGGGAGCCGGCGUCUUCGCUUGUGUCACAGCUUACAUUCACAAGGACAGCGAGUGGUAUAACAUGUUUGGAUAUUCAGCACCCACUGCCAUCGGAGGCAUUGGUGGCCUGGGCAGUGUAUAUGGGGGCUAUUACUACAGUGGUCCCAAAACCCCUUUUGUACUUGUGGUUGCUGGAUUAGCUUGGAUCUCCACCAUUAUUAUUCUGGUUCUUGGCAUGUCCAUGUAUUAUCAGACCAUUCUUUUGGACUCUAACUGGUGGCCCCUAACUGAAUUUGGAAUUAACGUUGCCUUGUUUAUUUUGUAUAUGGCUGCAGCCAUAGUCUAUGUGAAUGAUAUCAACCGAGGUGGACUCUGCUACUAUCCAUUAUUUAAUACGCCAGUGAAUGCGGCGUUCUGCCGGGUAGAAGGAGGACAAAUAGCAGCAAUGAUCUUCCUUUUUGUCACCAUGAUUGUUUAUCUCAUUAGUGCUUUGGUUUGCCUAAAGUUAUGGAGGCACGAGGCAGCUCGGAGACAUAGGGAAUACAUGGAACAACAGGAGAUAAGUGAGCCAUCGUUGCCAUCAAAAAGGAGAAUGUGUGAAAUGGCUAUUGGUGGUGACAGACAGAGAGACCAAGAAGUUAAUUUCAAAGAGUUGAGAGCAACGAAAACAAAACCUGAAGUCCUGAGUGGACACAUCCCCGCCGGCCACAUUCCUAAGCCUAUCGUGUUGCCUGAUUAUGUGGCAAAAUACCCUAUGAUUCAGACAGAUGAUGAACGAGAACGCUAUAAAGCUGUGUUCCAAGACCAGUUUUCAGAGUACAAAGAGCUCUCUGCAGAAGUUCAGGCCAUCUUGAGGAAGUUUGAUGAGUUGGAUGCAGUGAUGAGCAGAUUGCCACCUCAUUCGGGAAACCAACAGGAACAUGAGAGAAUUUCACGAAUCCAUGAAGAAUUUAAGAAAAAAAAGAAGGAUCCUGCAUUUCUGGAAAAAAAAGAACGCUGUGAUUAUCUAAAGAAUAAACUUUCUCACAUAAAGCAAAGAAUUCAAGAAUAUGAUAAAGUAAUGAAUUGGGAUGUACAAGGUUAUUCUUAAACCUAUUUUAAACCAAUUUUUUAUAUCAAACUUAAUAUUUAUUUACUGUCUUUUUUAUGUUAGUCCCUGUGAUAGAGAAGCAAGUGCUUCCUGAAUCAGCUUCUAGUUGGUGUGGCUGGUAUGCAAUAUUAAAACAAUCUGAUUUCCCUUCAGACAUUUCAAAACAUUUAAAUUUAUUAAGAGCCUUUACUAAAAAUGAAAUAAAUCCUGUAUUCAUCUGUGUACAAUUUACAUUUAUCUUGUUGAAAUUAAAAGUGAUUUAGAGAUGGUAUUCUUGUGAUAUGAUGAGCAAUUAAGGUAUCAGUUCUGGUGCCGUAGCAUAUCAAUUUUUCCUUUUUUACUCAGACCAUUUCCUAAGAUUUUUCUAGGACAAAUUUCUCUUCCUAGCCAAAGAUGUCAUUUUUUUUUUUUUCCUCUUGAAAGGGGUUUGAAUCUACAUUUGCAAGCCUUAUGAUCUUGGGCAAGUUGCUUUAUCUCUCUGUGCCUGUUUCCUCAUCUGUAAAAUAGGGCUAAUAACAGUACCUACCUCACAGGGUUGUUAUGAGGGUAAGAUGUAUAAAGUACUAAAGUAUUUAGAACAGAGUCUGGCAUAUUAUAAGUGUUUGUGAAAUCUACGGAAGUGUUUGUGAAAUGAAUAAAUGCCUGAAUAAGUCUCAAAGAAAGGUCCUUAGUAAGUAACCAAAAGGCCAUGUGUCUCAUGACUUUCUUUUUUGUGCUGUUAAUAACUCUAACACGAAACCAUAAGCAGAUGCUUCCCUGUGGCUUUGUGCUCUCUGACGUCCAACUCAUCUUUAAUCAGUAUCGCUGUGCACCUGUCUCCACAUCCUCACAGCCCAGCCGUUCUAUGUACGUCACAUCACAUCACAUAGAAGGGCUGUGUGAAUGUUGUUGACCUCUUUCAUCCUGUUUGGAUGACCAUCCUCAGGCCCCGUGAUAUUGCAUUUACUUAGAAUCUCCCUUUCAUUUAUUGGGAUGCUUCAUCUUCCCAAAAAUUAUCUUGGCUUUGGCGCUUUAUUCAUGAGAAGUUUUUAAAUUUUUAUUAGUAUGAACAGUGAACUACCUAAAAACUGUUUUUUAAAAAAUUAUUGUUAUUGGAUCCUAUUCAGCUGCAACUAUCUUAUAGAUAAUUUCCAGGUGUAGAAAUAGAAUUUUUGCUUAAUGUAGGCGCCAUUCAAACAAUUGAUGUUCAAAGAAUUUUUCUAAGUGAUAAAACCAAAGAAAAACAUGUGGAAAAGAGAGUUAAAAAGAUUGGUUACUGAAUGAACUUCCAGGUUUUUCUUUGUCAGUGAAAUUUUAUUUAGUGUUUACUGUUAAUAUUUUAAUUCCAUGGUUCGCAGACUAUGCUUAGGGCCCUAAGAGUCUUAAGAGGUGACACCAAGAGAAGUGUGAGGGCCCCUCUGGACCCCCCUCAUUCUCCAUCCCCCACCAACUAGAACAGCUUCACUUUCUGCGUUAUAUAUUGGGGCCCCAUGUUAACAUUUCACUUAAGAGGACUGACCCUUAAAAAAAAAAAAGAUGAAAUAAUACCAUCUUCGUAGAUUGUAAAGAGUUAGAUUAAUACUGAAAUGAAGUGUUAAGGAAAUUCAACUUUGCAAAACUUAAUUUUACUAGAAUUGUGUUAAUCUUUGAAAACCAAUGUUGUAACACUGAUUUUUAAAUUUUUUUAUGUCAGUACCUAAGCAUAUUAAAAUUUUAGUUACCUGUUGUUUUGCUUUUCUAGCACUCCUGUGUUGACUGGGCAUGUUUUUGAAAAUGUUUUCCAUUAUCAGAAAAUAAACGAGAAAGUCAUUGAAAACCUGUA
Molecule: messenger RNA, 3608 nt
Organism: Pteropus alecto (black flying fox)
Lineage: Eukaryota; Metazoa; Chordata; Mammalia; Chiroptera; Pteropodidae
Gene: MARVELD2
Product: MARVEL domain containing 2
Exons: 7
Coding region: 128-1807 (559 amino acids)
Biological process (GO): bicellular tight junction assembly
Cellular component (GO): bicellular tight junction; cytoplasmic vesicle; apical plasma membrane
Source: RefSeq, a predicted model, not a curated record